Messenger RNA from Glossina fuscipes, 1693 nucleotides. RefSeq lists its product as uncharacterized. The coding region runs from base 150 to 1214 and encodes 354 amino acids. The record is from RefSeq and is a predicted model, not a curated record. Lineage: Eukaryota; Metazoa; Arthropoda; Insecta; Diptera; Glossinidae. The transcript is spliced from 3 exons.
UCGAUUAUCAUCGCUAAAGUACACAUUUCACUAUUUUAAUCCAAAACAUUCCUUUGUCCUGAUAUAAUAAUAAAUUAUUCAUUUCUUGUUAAAUAAAAUAAAUAAAGUCGAAGCGGGCAAUUGUGUCAUCCGCAUUAGAAUGCCGUAAAAUGUGUAAAACUACUUUUAUCUACUAUUUUUGGAUUCUAAUGCUGAACAGUUUUUGGGAAUUUACCAGUGGCUAUAUAAAUGUACGCUUGCAGGAUAACUUAUGCUCUGAUAAAAUAUGGCUGAAAGUGGAAAAGGCUUUACGCGGCGGUUCCUCCAUGGUAUUAGGCGACGAUCGCAACUCGGCUGCAAUAAUACAUCAAGUAUGGAAUAGUACGUAUCCCGGUAUACACGCAUCAAAUAAAAUAAGCUAUGAUUGCCGUUUUCAUGUGCACAGUAACUAUAAGAAAUCGCCUCCUCGCGGUAUUUACACAUUGGUAACACGUUUAAAAUUUCGGCGCGAUCCCGGGAGCGGAAAAUGUUUAGAUUACAUACAAUUUCGUGACGGAAAUCGUUCACCGACGGAACCUUACUGCAACGAUAUUUCUAUUGAUGGACCUGGCCGCUUAAUAUUUGAUGAACGGAACCGUGAGGUUACAGUCAAUAUACAUAUAGAUAAUGAACAUAUGAUUGUUGAACCUCUAGAACUACGUAUGGUUUUAACAGCUCAUUCUCAAUGCAAAUACACUGGAGAUUUCCUAUGCGAUUCCGCUGAUACUUAUUCCUGUAUAUCAAGGCAUUUUGUACGUGAUAACAUCACAAAUUGUAUGUAUCCUUGUCGCGAUGAAGUGUCAUGCUUUCAUGACGCAGUUUCUUCAUUGGAAGUUGACACCACAAAUGUGGCGCUCUCGGCCAUCACAUCGUUUAUAUUUACCAUGGUAGGUGUUGGAUUUUGUGUGUGGAUUUGUUGGAAAUAUUGGAUUUGCAUAACGGUUCAGCAACAUGCCCAUGAAGCUUCAGGACGUCAAAGGCAACGCGCGCAACAGCAAACCUUAGAACAGCGCACCGAGCAAAUAAUCAAUGUUCCAAUAAUUGAAAUGCCAAUGCCUCCAAAUUUCGACGAUGUUUUCUCUUCUCAUGCCGCUAAUAACAAUUCAAAUAAUCAUUAUCCUCAACCGCAGCAGGAACAGCAAAUAACGCCAAAAGAUUUGCCUCCCAGUUAUGAAUCUCUGUUUCCUGAUAGGUAAACCAACUCUCGCACCUCACUAUAUAUAAGUCAAUUCAUAAAACGAAUUUAAAACGAUGUGUUCAAAAAAAACACAUAUACAGAGACAGUAGUAAAGUCGUGAAUUAAAAAAAAAAAAUUGCAUUAAAAGACAUCCUUAGAAUCUUCCGCCAUAUGCCAGGAGCAAUUAUGCAGUUAAUACAUUUUAAAUUAGUAUCUUAUUAGGCCUACAAGUAAAUCAAAAGGCAAAUCUUAAUAAAAGGAAAAAAAGGCAAUUGAAUAGUGAGUAACGUUUCAUUUGCUCGCUUUUGUGUAUGUGUGUUUGUGUGUGUGGGUGUGUACGUACCUAGUUCAAUAUAUGUGUAGAUAGUUAGUUGCCUUCUUUUUUAACAAGCCGAGAAAAUAGGCAUCUAAAAAUCGCUAGGAUUUUAAUGUAAAUAAACCAUGAAUUGUGACUAGCACCGAAAAUUAUACAAAAAAAAAAAAAACAAAAACAAGAAA